This is a messenger RNA of Neolamprologus brichardi, 917 nucleotides long. RefSeq names its product high choriolytic enzyme 2-like 2 (gene hce2l2). Gene Ontology annotation, molecular function: metalloendopeptidase activity; zinc ion binding. Gene Ontology annotation, biological process: proteolysis. Lineage: Eukaryota; Metazoa; Chordata; Actinopteri; Cichliformes; Cichlidae. The record is from RefSeq and is a predicted model, not a curated record.
CGUCAUGAAUGCUUCAGCGAGUGGCGUUCAAAGACCAAAGAAAUUUUUGUUCAACCAAAAGUGGGGUCCCGCUGGCUACAAAGAAUGGAGAGGGGUCAAUGAAGAAACGGCAAUGGAUAAAAUCAUUAAAACCAACGAGCUCAAAGCUACGCAAAUCAUCGAUGGCGCCGCCACCCUCAGAGAGGGAGAUAUUGCUGUUUCCUCUGGAAGAGCCCCCAAAAUCUGCUUUGCACGGAGCUGCCUGUGGUCCAAAUCAGUGGAUGGACAUGUCUACAUUGCAUAUAACCUCUCACCUGAAUACAAUGAAAUGGAUACAAUGCUGAUAAAGACAGGAAUGGCCAACAUAGAGCAAGGUACCUGUGUGCGUUUUGUUCCUCGGACUCACCAGAGAGACUACAUCGACAUCCAGCCAAAGUCAGGUUGCUGGUCCUACCUUGGUGCGCGUGGUGGAAGGCAGACUGUGUCUCUCCAGAUCCCUAACUGCGUCCAGGUUGGAGUGGUUUCCCAUGAAUUCAUGCACACCUUGGGCUUUGUGCACGAGCAGUCCCGCUUAGAUCGGGACAACUAUGUCACCAUCAUGUGGCCAAAUAUUUCAAGAGAUCGGUUGAGAAACUUUGAGAAGUUCAGGACUGACACUCUGGGUCUGCCCUAUGACUAUGGCUCAAUUCUGCACUUUGGAAAAUAUGCCUACUCCCAGCGUGGGGAAGCAACCAUCCUUCCAAAGGACAACAACAACAUCCAGCUGGGCCAGGCUUUGUCUCUCAGCCACAUUGACAGGCUAAAAAUCAACAGACUUUAUAAUUGUGAUGACAUGGAUGAUUAGAGACCCGACUGAAUGAAAGUGAACCAGGAGUAAAGGCCAAUUUAACAAAACUGCAGUUGAAUUAUAUGAACAGUUUCAAUAAAGAUUGAUUCAA